Messenger RNA from Juglans regia (Persian walnut), 687 nucleotides. RefSeq lists its product as uncharacterized. Lineage: Eukaryota; Viridiplantae; Streptophyta; Magnoliopsida; Fagales; Juglandaceae. The transcript is spliced from 2 exons. The coding region runs from base 1 to 687 and encodes 228 amino acids. The record is from RefSeq and is a predicted model, not a curated record.
AUGACUAUUAAGAACAGAUACCCCUUACCUUGGAUUGAUGAUCUAUUUGAUCAGCUACAAGGAGUGCAGAGUCAUAAGGAACACGAGGAUCACUUGAGGAUGACCUUUAUGGUAUUGAGAGAAAAGAAACUGUAUGCGAAAUUCAAGAAGUGUAAAUUUUGGUUACAAGAGAUCGCAUUCCUAGGACAAGUGGUGUUAGGAAAAGGAAUUUCAGUGGAUCCAGCAAAGAUUGAAGCAUUGGUGAAAUGGGCUAAGCCUAGUAAUGUAAAUGAGGUACAAAGUUUCUUAGGUCUUGCUGAUUACUACAGAAGAUUUAUAAAAUGGUGUUCAAGUAUUGCAGCAGUGAUGACAAAGUUGACAAAGAAGAACGAGAAGUUUUUAUGGACAAAUGAGUAUGAGAAGAGCUUUCAAGAAUUGAAGAAAAGACUAGUGACUGCACCAGUACUUACAGUUCCCUUAGGAGAUGGAGGAUUUGUCAUAUAUAGUGAUGCUUCACUUAAGGGAUUGGGUUGUGUUUUAAUGCAACACGAGAAAGUCAUUGCAUAUGCCUCUCAACAACUGAAAAAUUAUGAGCAGAGUUACCCGACCUAUGAUUUGGAACUUGCAGCAGUGGUUUUUGCUUUGAAGAUAUGGAGACAUUAUCUUUAUGGAAAAAGUGUGAGAUUUAUAAUGAUCAUAAAAGCCUGA